Molecule: messenger RNA, 1572 nt
Organism: Hemiscyllium ocellatum (epaulette shark)
Lineage: Eukaryota; Metazoa; Chordata; Chondrichthyes; Orectolobiformes; Hemiscylliidae
Gene: plcxd2
Product: phosphatidylinositol-specific phospholipase C, X domain containing 2
Exons: 4
Coding region: 131-1045 (304 amino acids)
Biological process (GO): lipid metabolic process
Molecular function (GO): phosphoric diester hydrolase activity
Source: RefSeq, a predicted model, not a curated record
GGGUGCAAGUGUUAGUAGAGGGAGGAGGGACAGGGAGUGGUGCCAACUCUGUGCUGUCCUCUCCCGGAGCCCCGCUUUCCUGUCUCCCCCUGUGUCUGUGUCUGUCUGCCACCCCCUUCCCCGGGGCUGGAUGUCUGCAGCCGGCUGGGCUACCUGGCUACUCCAGGCGAUCCGCCAGCUCGGAGCCUCGCAGCCUCCUCCUGCCCGGGAGCCCGAGCCACGAUCCCAGCGCCGGGGACCGGCCUCUCCGCACGCCGACUGGAUGGGCAGCCUGCCGCCGGCUCUCAGCGCCCUGCCCCUCGCCAAUCUGGCCGUGCCAGGAUCUCAUGACUCCUUUAGCUUCUGGAUUGAUGAAAAAUCCCCCGUGGGGCCGGACCAGCCAGUCGUGGUCAGGCACAUGGCCGGAAUUUUUCGGUCCUUCUGGAAGAAGAUGAUGAAGAGGUGGUCUGUGACACAAAGCUUGACAUUUCGGGAGCAGCUGGAGGCCGGCAUCCGUUAUUUUGACCUCCGCGUUUCUACAAAACCCGGGGACAGCGAGGAACUUUAUUUCAUUCACGGUUUAUACGGCAGCAAGGUUCACGACGGGCUGAUCGAGAUUGACGAUUUCCUGACGGCUCACACCAAAGAGGUGGUCUUCCUCGACUUCAACCACUACUAUGAAAUGGACGACUCACACCACGACUACCUCAUCCGGAUGCUCAGAAACACCUUCGGACCCAAACUCUGCCGAGCUAACCUAGUGGAGGAAAUAACGCUGCAGUAUUUAUGGGAACACAAGUAUCAGGUGCUUGUGUUCUAUCACCACCCUAUGGCCCAUGACUUUCCCUUUCUGCGGCCGGGGAACCAGAUGCCAGCGCCCUGGGCAAACACCACCGACGCACGCAAGUUGGUACAAUUCCUGGAGACCACCCUGAACGAGCGGGCAAAGAGGGGGACUUUCCACGUGUCCCAGGCUAUCCUCACCCCUCAGACCAAGACGGUCAUUCGAGGACUCAUCGUCGGACUACGUGAUUCUCUCGUCGCCAGACCCACAAUGCAUCAGUGAUCACUCAGUCCUGAAGACGACCCGUGUGCACAGAUUGGAGUGCUUUACACAGAUUUGAUGGACUGGACGCGCUCUGUCAUGUUCACACAAUCUUUGAAUUUUACAGACAGUCAUAUUAUUGCAGAAGGAGCCCACGAUAUCUUUGCCAGCUCUCCGAGACAGCAAAUCAUUUCAUUUCAUGACGACACAGAGACAGACAGCUGAACCGAACCAGUCUGUCUACCUCUGUACUCACAACUUAGUGACAUUAAACUAUCAAAGACCCUCAUCAUCACUCCAAUGGCUCCUCACCAGACUUUUGAAUGAUCAAUCCCAGACUCGGUGAAUAAUUAAUUCCAGACACCAGUUUUGUAUUUCAAACAAAAGACUUCACUGCGUAUAAAAUAUGCAAGAAAUUCAGCAGAACAAAAGUUAAACAAUGUGGUAAAUUGAUUAAUGUCUAUGCUUUAAACUUAAAGCAUUUGUUUAUAGCCCCAUUGGCAGAAGAGACAGAGAGGUAAACACGGUUAAGGGAUAAAUAAAAUAAA